Messenger RNA from Adineta ricciae, 495 nucleotides. NCBI's taxonomy places the organism in Eukaryota, Metazoa, Rotifera, Eurotatoria, Adinetida, Adinetidae. The record is from the annotation of a GenBank genome assembly.
AUGGGCAAGAGUGUUUUUGUUACUGUAGGAACGACUAAAUUUGAUCUCCUAAUCGAGACGAUUGUCAAAGACGCAAAUGUUCUGCACACACUUGUCGAUGAUUUACAUAUUGAGAAGUUAAUUUUACAAAUAGGAAGUUCUCCAAUGCCAUCGCAUGAAACUACUCCCAUUCCGAUUCAGUUUUACCAGUAUAAAGACUCGAUUGAGAAUGAUAUUCAACAAGCGGAUCUCGUCAUCAGUCAUGCUGGUGCAGGAACGAUUUUGCAAACACUUGAAGCAAACAAACCGUUGUUAGUGGUGAUCAAUGAACAACUGAUGAACAACCAUCAACUUGAGAUCGCGCAUGUAAUGGAAAAGCAAGGUUAUCUGUAUUUUUGCACCUGUGCGACAUUAGCAGAAACGUUGAAGAAAUUCGUCAACCAUCGAUUUGAGCAAUAUGAAAAAGGCAAUCCUUUGUUAUUCGGACGAUAUUUGAAUGAAAUUAUGACGGAAUGA